AUGAACGGUAAAGGAGGAGCUCAGGUCAACACUGGAGCAAUCACGCAUGCCACUGAUACGCUUGGCUUACCACCUCGACCAGAACAUCGCCCAGCAGACGUCCACAGUGUAGUAGAAACCGUCGAUCGAUACAAUCCAGAAAACAUUCCCAAACUAGAAGAAUAUGUCCGACAACAGCUCGAAAAGAGCUUCUACGACCGAGACGCCAACCUAUCAAUGCUAAAACUAUACCAAUUCAACCCCAACCACUCAAUCCACCAACUUGACACCACCAUAAACAUCCUUAUAAAAGCCCUCACAGCCCUCCCAGACCCAGACUUUAACCUAUAUCUCGCCCUCCUUACCGAAGAAGUAAUGACGGAAGAAACUAUAGAACGUCUAAUCGCCCUCCAACAACUCCUCGAAUCAUGUCGCUUUGAAGAAUUCUGGAAACUGGUCGAAUCCACUGAAAAGCUCCCCACAUUACGUGACGUGCUUGAACCAUGUCGUGAUUUCGAUGUAGAUGUACGUGAUUUUGUAGCAUUGACGCUGAGUAUUGCGUACCAGGCAGUGCAGAUGGAUUCGCUGGUGAAAUAUCUGGGGUUGGAAGAAGGAGAAGAUGUGCGUGACUUUAUAAAGGAGAAAGGGUGGAGUACUGAAAAAUCGGGGAAUACGUUGUUGGUUAAGAUGGUGUCUAGUGUUAGUGUCACAAAGCCGUUGAUUGUGGAACAGCAUGUCAAGUUUGGGGAUUUGAAAAAGAUUAUUCAGCAUGGGAGGAUUUUGGCUUGA
Messenger RNA from Synchytrium microbalum, 768 nucleotides. RefSeq lists its product as uncharacterized. Bases 1 to 768 code for a protein of 255 amino acids. Gene Ontology annotation, cellular component: eukaryotic translation initiation factor 3 complex; cytoplasm. Gene Ontology annotation, molecular function: ribosome binding; translation initiation factor activity. Gene Ontology annotation, biological process: regulation of translational initiation. Lineage: Eukaryota; Fungi; Chytridiomycota; Chytridiomycetes; Synchytriales; Synchytriaceae. The transcript is spliced from 2 exons. The record is from RefSeq and is a predicted model, not a curated record.